Molecule: messenger RNA, 1264 nt
Organism: Trichoplusia ni (cabbage looper)
Lineage: Eukaryota; Metazoa; Arthropoda; Insecta; Lepidoptera; Noctuidae
Product: 15-hydroxyprostaglandin dehydrogenase [NAD(+)]-like
Exons: 5
Coding region: 51-863 (270 amino acids)
Cellular component (GO): cytoplasm
Molecular function (GO): oxidoreductase activity, acting on the CH-OH group of donors, NAD or NADP as acceptor
Source: RefSeq, a predicted model, not a curated record
AACCGUUGGAAGUUUCGUCUCACAGUCGAAUCGGCGUCUGAGCAACCAACAUGUACGAUUUGAACGAUAAGAUUGUUGUUAUAACUGGUGGUUCUAAUGGCAUUGGUGCUGUGGUCGCCGAUCAUUUUUUGGCAGAAGGAGCAAAGCAUAUUCGAAUUCUGGACGUGGACGAAAAAUCAGGACUAUCUCUACAAGCAUCAUUGAAUGAAAAAUAUGGUGAGGACAAAGUGAAGUUUUCCGAAUGCGAUGUGACCAACACAGAGCAGUUUUUUAGAGCAUUGGUUGAUGCCAAAGAGGAUAAUGGGUUCAUUGAUGUUUUGAUCAAUAAUGCCGGGAUCCCUGAUGAAAGUACCGUGGACAUUGUGCGGAAACAAAUUGAAAUAAAUUACAUAGCGACAGUCUUCGGAACUCUAAAAGGCUUGGAACUGAUGCGAACAGACAAAGGAGGCAGGGGUGGAGCGAUCAUCAACAUAUCCUCAAUAGCUGGACUCGCACCUAUCUGUCCACCUCUCUUCGUGUACUCAUCAAAUAAGAAAGCCGUCUUGCAAUUCAGCACUUGUAUCGGUAAAGAUACCUGUGCUAAUACUGGCGUUAGAGUAAUUGGGGUUGCCUAUGGAGUCACCGAUACUCCCAUUUUAAAAACUAUGAACACUUUUGACCGUCAAUUCGAUGAAACAGUGAAGGCUAUAGUAAACUCUGUUCCUAUACAAAGUUCGGAGGAUGCUGCACGUGGUACAGUUGAAGUUUUCAAGAAUGCGGAGAGUGCGUCGAUCUGGUUGGUUCACAGAAGCCAGCCUGCUACAGAAGUAACGAAGAUAUUAGAGGAAGCAGACAAAGAAAUUAUACGCAUACUGUGUGAAUAAUAUAAGGAUCAAUGUAUUUAUUUUUAUGUGAUAAUUGUCAAUUGAGCUUAUUUGGUAAUUUUGCGGGUAUGAAAGAGAGAUGCCACUCUACGCCGGGUAUUGAACUGUCACGCUUUCACAACGUUAAUGAUAUUAAUUUAAGACAUGGUGAUAGACCUUAUGUGCACUGUCCACCUUAUAUACAUUGAACAACGUAUUUUAAGAUAUUUAGCACUGUAGGGAGUGUAGUAUGUUAAUAAAGCAAAGCCGAACCUGAAAAGUGAGUUUGAGAUUUUCAACGAAAAUAUAAUGGCUCUUGGAUCGUGUAGGUAUAAGUAAUAAGAACACAUUUACAGAUAUUUUAAACACUGAAGUCACAAGUAUUUUGCAAUUAGUGAAAUAAAUUUAUACUUAUUAAAGAA